GGCCUGAGACCGAGCACCAUGCCUUCAAUUAAGUUGCAGAGUUCCGAUGGAGAGAUAUUUGAAGUUGACGUUGAAAUCGCCAAACAGUCUGUGACUGUCAAGACCAUGUUGGAAGAUUUGGGAGUGGACGAUGAAGGAGAUGAUGAUCCAGUUCCUCUACCAAAUGUUAAUGCAGCAAUAUUAAAAAAGAUCAUUCAAUGGUGCACCCAUGACAAGGAUGACCCCCCUCCUCCUGAGGAUGAUGAGAACAAAGAAAAGUGGACAGAUGAUAUCCCUGUUUGGGACCAAGAAUUCCUGAAAGUUGACCAAGGAACACUGUUGGAACUUAUUCUGGCUGCGAACUACUUAGACAUCAAAGGUUUGCUUGAUGUUACACGCAAGACUGUUGCCAGUAUGAUCAAGGGGAAAACUCCUGAGGAGAUCCGCAAGACCUUCAAUAUCAAAAAUGACUUUACUGAAGAAGAGGAAGCCCAGGUACGCAAAGAGAACCAGUGGUAUGAAGAGAAGUGAAAUGUUAUGCCUGACACUGUAACACUGUAAGGAUUGUUCCAAAUACUAGUUGUAUUGCUCUGUUUAUAAUUGUUAAUAUUAGACACACAGUAGACAAAUGGCAGCAGCGAAUCAGUUGUUUAAGCAGAAUAUUGUCCUCCUUGCAUGUGUAGUUUGAGUACAGAUUCCAAACUUAUGGCUGAG
Neogale vison (American mink) is the source of this 693-nucleotide messenger RNA. RefSeq names its product S-phase kinase-associated protein 1-like. The transcript has a single exon. Gene Ontology annotation, cellular component: cytoplasm; nucleus. NCBI's taxonomy places the organism in Eukaryota, Metazoa, Chordata, Mammalia, Carnivora, Mustelidae. The record is from RefSeq and is a predicted model, not a curated record. Gene Ontology annotation, biological process: SCF-dependent proteasomal ubiquitin-dependent protein catabolic process. Gene Ontology annotation, molecular function: cullin family protein binding. Bases 19 to 510 code for a protein of 163 amino acids.